This is a messenger RNA of Enhydra lutris kenyoni (northern sea otter), 2081 nucleotides long. Its product is annotated as polymeric immunoglobulin receptor-like. Lineage: Eukaryota; Metazoa; Chordata; Mammalia; Carnivora; Mustelidae. Gene Ontology annotation, cellular component: plasma membrane. Gene Ontology annotation, molecular function: transmembrane signaling receptor activity. Bases 1 to 1302 code for a protein of 433 amino acids. The record is from RefSeq and is a predicted model, not a curated record. The transcript is spliced from 5 exons.
AUGGAGUCCUGGGAUGUGGCUUGUGUCUUCCAGGCUCAGGAGGUAUACCAGAGGUAUAGCAAAUACUGGUGCCGAGGACAGUAUGACGCAACAUGUGAGAAGAUCGUGGAGACCAAGGGAGAAGAGAAAGAAGAGAGGAGUGGGCGUGUGUCCAUCAGAGACCAUGCUGAUAACCUCACCUUUAUAGUGACCAUGGAGAACCUCACUGCAGACGAUGCUGGAUCCUACUGGUGUAGAAUUCAGACAGUAUGGCUCCUGGAUGUGUGGUCACAUGACCCUUCAUUCCACGUUAACGUGUUUGUUUCCACAGGCUCUUUGUCCCUGACGGGCCCCAGCUCUGUGACAGGCACCUUGGGUGGCUCUCUGUGCGUGCAGUGUUGGUACAAGGAGGUAUACCAGAGGUAUAGCAAAUACUGGUGCCGAGGACAGUAUGACGCAACAUGUGAGAAGAUCGUGGAGACCAAGGGAGAAGAGAAAGAAGAGAGGAGUGGGCGUGUGUCCAUCAGAGACCAUGCUGAUAACCUCACCUUUAUAGUGACCAUGGAGAACCUCACUGCAGACGAUGCUGGAUCCUACUGGUGUAGAAUUCAGACAGUAUGGCUCCUGGAUGUGUGGUCACAUGACCCUUCAUUCCACGUUAACGUGUUUGUUUCCACAGGCUCUUUGUCCCUGACGGGCCCCAGCUCUGUGACAGGCACCUUGGGUGGCUCUCUGUGCGUGCAGUGUUGGUACAAGGAGGUAUACCAGAGGUAUAACAAAUACUGGUGCCGAGGACAGUAUGACGCAACAUGUGAGAAGAUCGUGGAGACCAAGGGAGAAGAGAAAGAAGAGAGGAGUGGGCGUGUGUCCAUCAGAGACCACGCUGAUCAUCUCACCUUUAUAGUGACCAUGGAGAACCUCACUGCAGACGAUGCUGGAUCCUACUGGUGUAGAAUUCAGACAGUAUGGCUCCUGGAUGUGUGGUCAUAUGACCCUUCAUUCCACGUUAACGUGUUUGUUUCCACAGCACCAAGUAAAACCACAGGGAGGACCACAUGUCAAGCUGUACCUGCUGCCUUUCCGGGGCUGAACACCAACCAGAACCUCAGCAUGGAGGAGCCGUUGACCUGCUGCUCAGGGUCCUUGCUCAGCAGUGUCCACUUCCUGCUCCUGGUCUUCCUGAAGCUUCCCCUGUUCCUGACAUUGAUCGGCGCUGUCCUCUGGGUGAACAGGCCUCCGAGGGGCUGUGGAGGAAUUAAGCCGAAGGAAGAUAAUCCACAAUGUAGUGCACCGUUCCCAGGAAGGCCCUGUCCAGGAACGUAGCUCCUUGGCCUGGACAAGAGAGACGUUCAGACUCCAGACUCCAGGGCAGGGGGAGCUGCUGUGCCUGGAUCCUGGAGGGACCCAGGUCUUCUUGGGAGUAUGGGUCCUGUGUCUCGAGGGAGAAUCCUGGUUCUCAGAGGACAUUUGCUCUGAGUCCUCAGGAAGGACGAGUCUCCUGGGCUCAUGCUCGGGGGGUCCUCCGUUCUCCACCCCCGAACCCCUAGCUCCUUGCCCUCAUGCCUACCUCCCAAGGGCAAGAAUUUCUUGCCACAAAAGCUUCCGGGUUCAGUGUUCCCCCAGGGCAAUAACCACCUCCUUCCUGCAGCCAGGAGGCUCCGUGGGAUGGCAGGUUGCCACAGCCACCAUGGGGCACACCAGUCCUGGGAAGGACUCAGGUGGUUUUGAGUGCUUGUCAAUGGCCCCCUUCCGAAAGUGUGCAGGGAGGAACACAGUCUGUCACGAGCACGCGUCCCCAGCUCCACUCAGCUCCUCGCAUCUAGACCAGCCCUCUCGUCUCCACCACACAAAGCCAGUGAUGCCAGUUUCCAGAAAACACUCGAGCUCCUCAGUGCUGCAUUUGCAGGCAGGGAGGCCAUGCUCGGAACCCAAGCUCCGGCGUGGCUUCUGUUAGGGGAGGACCCCUCGUGACACCUUCCAGGAGAGCUGGCACUGGUCCAGGACUCCACCGAAGGAGAAAUUCAGCCAAAGAGGCACAUAUGGGCCAUAUGAUAAAACACACACAAGGCAAUGUAGGAAACACAAUGCUGGGCAAGAGAGAA